Drosophila persimilis is the source of this 791-nucleotide messenger RNA. RefSeq names its product glutamic acid-rich protein. The coding region runs from base 40 to 720 and encodes 226 amino acids. The record is from RefSeq and is a predicted model, not a curated record. NCBI's taxonomy places the organism in Eukaryota, Metazoa, Arthropoda, Insecta, Diptera, Drosophilidae. The transcript has a single exon.
CAAUUUGAAUCCAUUUCGCAUGUAUUUUGCGGAUUUUGAAUGGAAGAGGCAGCGAAUGGAACCCCGCAGUCGGCGCGGAGACCACGGCUUGGUCUGAUGAGACGGGCGUGCCACACCACGCCUUUGUUGCGGCUGCAGCGGGAGGAAUUGGGAACCACUACACCUACAGAUCGGACAGAACAAGACACUCCUCGCGCCCUUCCGCUGUCCACAAACAGUCGCAAACGCAUCGGAUUGUCCCGCAUCCGUACGGAGCUGACCAAGAAGCGGCUGGAGUUCGCAGCCGCAAGCCAACUUAAGGAGAAGACCAGCGAGAAGGAGUCCACUCCAAGAGAAAAAGAAAAAAAACCACAAGCAAAGAAAGCGGAACGUACAGUGGCCAGCAAGUUGCAAGAGGAUGAAAGGGGCAAGAUAGUAGAAGACAAGGACCGACUGGAAGAGGAUGAUGAAAGAGCCAAGAUAGUGGAAGACAAAGAGCAAAUGGAAGAGGAGGAUGAAGAAGUAGUGGACAAAGAGCAAAUGGAAGAGGAGGAUGAUAAAGUAGAACCACAGGACAGCAGAAUCGCCGAGCUGCAGGCAGACAUCGAGACCUGGCGGCGGGGAUUCAUAGCUACUAUGAACGACCUGCAGGCCAUGGUCGAUCCCCGGCCGACAAAGAAGGCCGUGUUGAUACAACUAGGUAUUCCUCUCGAGAUGCUGCGGUACCUGGAGGAGGACUGACACUCGGACAAUGCUUCACGGUGGCAAAAUGUAUUACUCCGCAAUAAAAACAGAUUGUGAACAAAACUUAA